Molecule: messenger RNA, 957 nt
Organism: Carya illinoinensis
Lineage: Eukaryota; Viridiplantae; Streptophyta; Magnoliopsida; Fagales; Juglandaceae
Product: WEB family protein At3g51220-like
Exons: 1
Coding region: 62-733 (223 amino acids)
Source: RefSeq, a predicted model, not a curated record
UCAAAUAUCCUUCUUCUUUUUACUUGCACACCGGCCAUUCUCAUCGCAAGCCUUCACCACCAUGGAACCUCAUUCUCCUCCUGAAAAUCAGAACGUCCUAGAUUAUAACUCCAACGUUGACACGUCCCGUCCCUUCCGCUCCGUCAAAGAAGCAGUCGCUAUCUUCGGCGAGCGGCUUCUUGUGGGAGAAAUUUACUCUCAAAAGCCUUAUGGGAAGGCUCCAAAGGAAGAAACUUCAUGGAAGUUCUCAUCAACUCCCUUCAAGCUGGAUGAUCAGAAAGUUGAGGAUCAUAAUGAACAGUACUUGCUUUUAGACUCUCUGAAGAAGCUGGAGGCCCAGCUCGAGGAAACGAAGGUGGAGCUGAAGUUGCUGAAGGAGAGAGAGUCCGAAACUGAGGUCGCACUGGCUUCGCUAAACGCUGAGCUUCACAAGAACAUGUCAAAGUUGGCGGAGGCCGAAGCGGCUGCGGCUGGAAAGGCAAUGGGUACGAGAGAGAUCAGGAGUACUUUUGGGAGAGCAAAUAGUACUGGGAUAAGAGAGGAAGAGAAGAAGAGGGAGUUGAUGUUUAGGAUGCAGGCGGACUCGCCAACUUUGGCUCAGAUAUUAAGCUUUGGAGAGGAAGGAUAUUUUGGAGGGAGACAGGCAGAGAAGAAGAAGAUGAAGCCUAUUAUUCCUCUGGUGGGAGAUUUAUUUUCCAGGAAGAAACGGUCAUCCACUGCAUGCUAUGCAUGAUAGCACUCACUGAUCAUCAGUCUUCUGAUCUUUGUAUAAUUAUUAAUUGAGAUCAUCGAUAUGUAUGCAUUUUCCUUUCUUUUAUAUUAUAUUAUAUAUUCUUGGCUUAAUUAAGAUCAAUAUCAUGUAUAAGAACAUUAACGUGGUUUGUUGUUGUUGUUGUUAUUUUUUCCUCCAUGAAAAAUGUAUGCAAAUGCAGCUAGCUAUAAUUUAUUGCUAUUCAA